This is a messenger RNA of Miscanthus lutarioriparius, 690 nucleotides long. NCBI's taxonomy places the organism in Eukaryota, Viridiplantae, Streptophyta, Magnoliopsida, Poales, Poaceae. The record is from the annotation of a GenBank genome assembly.
AUGUCGACGCCCGCGCUUGCGACGGCUGCCGAGGGAGCGACGCGCAUCAUCCUGGUGCACGGCACGGGCCACGGCGGGUGGUGCUGGUACCGUGUGGCCACGCUGCUCCGCGCCGCGGGACACCGCGUGGACGCGCUGGACCUCGCGGCGUCUGGCAUCGACUCGCGGCAGCUCCGCGACGUGCCCACCUUCGAGGACUACACGCGGCCGCUGCUCGACGCGCUCCGGGCGCUCCUGCCGGGAGAGAGGGCGGUCCUGGUGGGCCACAGCUUCGGCGGCAUGAACAUCGCGCUCGCUGCGGAGAUGUUCCCGGAGAAAGUGGCUGCCGCCGUGUUUGUCACCGCGUUCCUGCCGGACUGCAGCAACCCACGCUCGCACGUCAUCGAGAAGGUUACCGUGCCAGACUGGAUGGACACCGUCACGGAUGCAGAGCACGCCCCACCCUCGGUGUUCUUGGGGCCUGAAUUCCUGCGCCAUAAGCUCUACCAGCUGAGCCCACCGGAGGACUACACGCUGUCCCAGAGCCUGGCCCGGGAUCAGGCCAUGACCGAGGCGUACCAGCAAAUGAUGAUCGCCGGCUGUCCCGUGGCGGAGGUGAGGGAGAUUGCCGACGCCGACCACAUGGCCAUGUUCUCCGCGCCGGCUGAGCUCGCUGGGCACCUUGCCCACGUCGCCAACACGUACGCUUGA